CUCCUCCUCCUCCUGGUCUGCCCUCCCAUCCUGACGGCAGGGACAUGGAUAAUCUAAGCGACGCCUUGAAGAAGCUGAAGAUAACAGCUGUUGACAGCACAGCUGAUAGCUUGGAAGGGUGCUUGGACUGUCUGCUUCAAGCCCUGGCUCAAAACAAUACAGAGACAAGUGAAAAAAUCCAGAAAAGUGGGAUCCUUCAGGUGUUUGCAAGUCUGUUGACCCCGCAGUCUUCCUGCACUGCAAAAGUAGCUAACGUCAUAGCAGAAGUAGCCAAAAAUGAAUUUAUGCGGAAUACAUGUGUGGAAGCUGGCUUGAUCCCACCUCUGGUACAGCUCUUAAAUUGCAAAGAUCAGGAAGUGCUUCUUCAAACAGGACGUGCCUUGGGCAACAUAUGCUACGACAGCCAUGAGGGCAGAAGCGCAGUUGACCAUGCAGGUGGGGCACAGAUUGUAAUAGACCAUUUAAAGUCACUGUGCAGUAAAACAGAUCCAGCCAGUGAGAAGCUCUUGACUGUCUUUUGUGGCAUGCUGAUGAACUAUAGCAAUGAGAAUGAUACCCUACAAUCUCAGCUCAUCAACAUGGGUGUUAUCCCUACGUUAGUGAAAUUGUUGGGCAUUCAUUGCCAAAAUGCGGCUCUGACUGAAAUGUGCCUUGUUGCAUUUGGCAAUUUAGCAGAACUUGAAUCAAGCAAAGAGCAGUUCGCCUACACAAACAUUGCUGAAGAGCUUGUGAAACUGUUCAAGAAGCAGAUAGAACAUGACAAGAAAGAGAUGAUUUUUGAAGUUUUGGCUCCUUUAGCGGAAAAUGAUAUCAUUAAACUGCAGUUAGUCGAAGCAGGACUUGUAGAAUGUCUACUUGAGAUAGUCCAAAAGACUGUGGACAGUGACAAAGAGGAUGACAUUGCGGAACUUAAAACUGCCUCUGAUCUUAUGGUUCUACUACUGCUAGGAGACGAAUCAAUGCAAAAAUUAUUUGAAGGCGGGAAAGGCAGCGUGUUCCAAAGAGUCCUUUUAUGGAUCCCCUCUAAUAACCACCAGCUACAGCUUGCUGGAGCAUUGGCAAUUGCAAAUUUUGCUAGAAACGAUGGCAACUGUAUCCAUAUGGUGGAUAAUGGCAUUGUUCAGAAGCUGAUGGACUUACUGGACAGGCAUGUGGAAGAUGGAAAUGUCACUGUGCAACACGCGGCACUGAGCGCGCUCCGAAAUCUUGCUAUUCCUGUUGUAAAUAAGGCGAAGAUGCUGUCGGCUGGUGUUGCGGAAGCUGUGUUGAAAUUUCUCAGAUCUGAGAUGCCCCCUGUUCAAUUCAAACUGCUCGGGACGUUAAGAAUGUUAAUAGAUGCACAAGCAGAAGCGGCUGAGCAGCUGGGGAAGAAUGUAAAGUUGGUUGAAAGGCUGGUGGAGUGGUGCGAAGCCAAGGAUCACGCAGGUGUGAUGGGAGAGUCCAACAGACUAUUGUCUGCUCUUAUACGACACAGCAAAUCAAAAGAUGUAAUUAGGACCAUUGUUCAGAGUGGCGGCAUUAAGCACUUAGUUACCAUGGCAACUAGCGAACACGUAAUAAUGCAGAACGAAGCUCUUGUCGCUUUGGCGCUAAUAGCAGCUUUAGAAUUAGCCACAGCAGAAAAGGAUCUCGAGAGUGCUCAGCUAGUGCAGAUUCUACACAGGCUGCUGUCAGAUGAGAGGAGUGCGCCAGAAAUAAAGUACAAUUCCAUGGUGCUGAUCUGCGCCCUUAUGGGAUCCGAACUCCUUCACAAGGAAGUGCAGAGCCUGGCCUUUCUAGACGUCGUAUCAAAACUCCGCAGCCACGAGAACAAAACGGUCGCCCAGCAGGCUUCCCUCACAGAGCAGAGACUCGCCGUGGAAAGCUGAGGAAGGGUGCCCCUCCAAUUCCACAUCGUAUCUCAUCACGGAUUUCACCUGCGUCCCGUCCAGCUGCUGCCCCUGCUUUGUUUCCCCCCACACACCCCAACUGUGUC
This is a messenger RNA of Euleptes europaea (tarantolino), 1975 nucleotides long. RefSeq names its product Rap1 GTPase-GDP dissociation stimulator 1 (gene RAP1GDS1). The record is from RefSeq and is a predicted model, not a curated record. NCBI's taxonomy places the organism in Eukaryota, Metazoa, Chordata, Lepidosauria, Squamata, Sphaerodactylidae. Gene Ontology annotation, molecular function: guanyl-nucleotide exchange factor activity; protein binding. The transcript has 15 exons. Gene Ontology annotation, biological process: positive regulation of GTPase activity. Gene Ontology annotation, cellular component: cytosol. Bases 45 to 1868 code for a protein of 607 amino acids.